AUGGGACUCCCACUCUUCGUUGCCCCUGUCGAGUCCGACCUGCCAUCCAAGCUUGGUGAUAAGUCGGCCUCUGCGCGCCAGCCUCGCUCUGUCAUUCGCCGAAGCCGACGCAACGUCGAUGCUCGCCCCUUCCGUCGCCGCGCCGCCUUGCUUCGCGACAACUUCCCCACUCCUGGCCCCGAGCCGAUUCCACGGCACCGGUACCCAUGGAUUGAGUCGGGUCAUCCCCCUCCUCCCGAGGCCUACGCCGCACCACCCCCGCGGACCACUCCGCCCAGCGACGCGGAUCGUUCGGCGCCGUCCGCGGAAAGUACCGAGUUGCGCGAGGCUUUGCGCGAGGUGCGCAGUCGCGGCGACUCCAGAGAGGCACAACUGAUGUCGCUCUUUGGCGAGCGCUGGGCUCUGGAAAACGUGCCUCAGCCGCCCCGGAGAAUUCCCAGUCCCCCUUCUGCCGAAGAAGGUCGCUCCAUAUGGGAGGAGAUUUCUCGCCAGUAUAACAGCGCAUUUGGCGAGCAUGAUAGGCCAUCGAUGGAUAUCAUCACAGAUCCCGUCGAGAGGCGGAGACACCGCGCUCAGGUUGUUGCUCGAAUGUCCAUGCCUGCCCCUCCUGUCGCUGCUCGAUUUGAUAGAAGUCCGGAACACUCAACCUCAGCCAGAGCAUCUGGCCGUUCUUUGCGUGAAGAAUCGCGCAGUGAGUCGCAACCCUUCCGCUAUGUCCGUCGUCGCUUCGGUCAUUUGGGCGAAAACCCCACCGCAGACGGUCUCGGGGACCGAAACAGGAGCCUCAGCCCAGACGAAGAUGGCGUGUGGGACACGCUCCUCACCACAUUAACCCCGGAUCCUCAGCCUCCCAGUGCCGGAUCGUCAUUUGCUUCGGCAUCGGCGUCGGCAUCUGCGUCUCAAUCACAGAGCGCCGGCGCAUCAUCUCGCACUUCUCUCACCGGACCUGAAAUGGCCGAAGAGUCUCUGGAGCAACCCUGCGAGUCCGGAGUUGACGGCUCUGAUAGCGAGGGACAGGAAGAUCUUCACAUGGGAAGGGGAUGGCCCGACCACUGGACGAUGAACUACCCGUCGAGGCAUCGGCGAUUUGUGGCCGAUUUGGAUGCCAAUGACCCGAGCAGGAUUUCAUUCGUUCGGGCGGACCGGCCCUUCACUGACCGGGACGCAAUCGAAAUGCGGCAUCGUCGACGCCUUGAACUUGCUCGACAUUAUCGCAAUGCGACACGUGAUCUGACCCCACCAACGGGUGCUCUGGAUCGCAUUGCGAGGGAUUCGAGCGAGGAGUCUCGAGGAGCUGCCGCAGACGCCGAUGGCGAUUCGGCUCCAACGAGUCAUAGUCACACGCCGAACGAUAACGCUCUUCAUGGAAUGCAAAUGAUCAUGCGGAACCUAGCCCGAAGGGAAGACAUUCCUGAUGAGUGGUGGGCGGGCGCUGGUCUCAGCAGGACUUUGCCCGAAGAAUCUUAG
Molecule: messenger RNA, 1467 nt
Organism: Colletotrichum gloeosporioides
Lineage: Eukaryota; Fungi; Ascomycota; Sordariomycetes; Glomerellales; Glomerellaceae
Exons: 3
Coding region: 1-1467 (488 amino acids)
Source: RefSeq, a predicted model, not a curated record